Messenger RNA from Pyrus x bretschneideri (Chinese white pear), 3030 nucleotides. Its product is annotated as TMV resistance protein N-like. Lineage: Eukaryota; Viridiplantae; Streptophyta; Magnoliopsida; Rosales; Rosaceae. The transcript has 13 exons. Gene Ontology annotation, biological process: signal transduction; defense response. Gene Ontology annotation, molecular function: ADP binding. The record is from RefSeq and is a predicted model, not a curated record. The coding region runs from base 16 to 2463 and encodes 815 amino acids.
CGCGGAGCUCGAUGAAUGCGCAACCGACGUGGAGAGAGUCGAUUGUGCCUUCUGCAGCGACGAUCGUUGCUCCUGCUCCAAUUUGAAGAUCAAUUGAGUGUUUCAGUUCUUACGGAAUUACUCUUAGAACUCGAUCUAUUAAUGGCUGCUGCAUCUGCAUCUUCUUCUUCCUCUAGCUCUCCUUGGAAAUACGACGUGUUCAUCAAUUUCAGAGGGGAGGACACUCGUAGGAGCUUCGUCAGCCACCUCUACGAAGCCCUGAAUGAGAAAACAAUCCACACCUUCAUCGAUGCCGAAGGGCUCCGAAAGGGCAACGACCUGUCGCAGCUACUGACGGCGAUCCAAGAUUCGCGCGUUUCAAUCGUAGUUUUUUCUCAAAAAUAUGCUUCUUCCACAUGGUGCUUGAAGGAGCUCGUCAAAAUACUAGAAUGUAUGGAUAGAAAGGAACAGAUGGUGGUGCCUGUUUUUUACGAAGUGGAUCCUUCUGAUGUCCGCAAAGCUUUUGCCGAGCAUGAGGGCCAUUCUAACACCGACAUGGAAGAGGUGCGGAGGUGGAGGUCCGCUCUUAGUCGAGCCACCGAAUUAUCCGGCUGGGUUUCGAAAAAUUGCGAGAAUGAUGUCAAGCUCAUUAAGGAAAUUGUAAACGAUAUUUUUCAGAAAUUGAUCCGCACCUCGUCAAGUAAAGACGAUAACUUGGUUGAAAUGGAUUCCCGCAUGCAUGAAAUGGACUUGCUAUUACAACCCUCUCCUGAAAUGGACGACGUUCGUGUUGUUGGAAUAUGGGGUAUGGGUGGUAUAGGCAAAACCACCAUAGCUAGAGCUGUUUAUGAGAAAAUUGCUUGUCAAUAUGAAGCUUGUUGCAUUCUUUACAAUGUCAAGGAAGGGUUCUCCACUUGUGACGCCGUACAUAUGCGGGAAAAGCUUCUAUCUGGAAUCUUGAACGAAAAGGUGCAGAGUUCAGGCACUUUGGAUCAAGGUUACAGAAUGAUACUAAGAAAGCUACAGAUGAAAAAGGUUUUGAUUGUUCUUGAUGAUGUUGACAACGUAUUUCAAAUUGAAACCUUAAUUGGAAAGCAACGUUCAUUUGGUGGUGGGAGUAGAAUCAUUAUCACAACUAGAGAUAAGCUAGUUCUAAGUCCAGCUGAUGCGAUCUACAGCCCCAAGGUUCUAAGUGGUGAUGGAGCUUUGGAACUCUUUAGCCAGUAUGCCUUCAGAACAAAGCAACCCAAAAGAGACUAUGACAAUCUCUCAACCCGUGCUGUACGAUAUGCUCAAGGUCUCCCUUUAGCACUUAAAGUCUUGGGGGCUUUUCUUUAUGACAAAUCUGUGCAGGAGUGGGAAGAUGUGCUAAAGAAAUUAAAGAAAAUCCCGCAUAGGGGAAUUCAUGAUGUGCUAAGAACAAGCUUCGAUGGACUAGAUGAUUCUGAGAAGGCCAUAUUUUUGGAUAUUGCAUGUUUCUUUAAAGGAGCGGAAAAAGACAACGCAACAAUGGUUCUGGACAGUUGUGGCUUUUAUCCCCAUACUGGGCUAAGAGUUCUAAUUGAUCGAGCUCUUAUAACUGUCUCAUCGGAAAUAUUGGAGAUGCAUGAUUUACUAGAGGAAAUGGGUCGGGAAAUUGUCCACCAAGAAUCUAUUAAAGAGCCUGGGAAACGCAGUAGGUUGUGGAAUUAUGAAGAUGUUCAUCAUGUGCUAACUCAAAAUACGGCUACGGAAGCUGUUGAAAGCAUAAUCCUUGACCUUUCAUUCUCAAAACCAAAAGUGGUAUACUUCAGUUCCGAAGCUUUUGUUAAAAUGACGAAAUUAAGAUUGCUCAAAAUCCACGGCCACAAUGGAUAUUCAUGUGAGAAUUUAAAGUUUCUUCUGCAUGAGUUAAGAAGUCUCGUAUGGAAGCAUUUCCCCCUAAAGUCUUUACCGUCCAAUUUUAUUGCAAAGAAUCUUGUUGAGCUUGACAUGCAAAAUAGUCUCAUUGAACAUCUUUGGGAAGGAGCCAAGGAAACUGCAAUUGAUACAAGAGCUUUCACCAAGUAUAACUUACAUGCGCCUGAUUUCACAUCUUUGGAAACAGAAGAAAUUGCAAGAUGGAAAGCUACAGCAGAGGAAGAAGCUGCUGUGGGCACAGGUGUAGAACAAGAAUUUGUAGCACAGCUGAAAUCAAUAGAAACGAACUUCAAUUUGAUGAUGGAAUGCAGGGAAAAUGCAGGGGAGAGCCUUCUCUCGCUCUCAAAGCCGGCGAAUCACGUCGCACCACCAGUGUUCCUCCGCUUUACUGAAGAUCACAACCACCAAGCCAUUAUCUCUGCUGGGUCAAGAUUAAGUUCACAGCAAUUUGGGUUUACUUGGACCCUGAAAUUAUGUCACAUCUUCAACAAUGGAAGACCAAAAAGGCAAAUGAACUCGGAAGAUGAUGACUUCUUUGAUGCUCUGAUUUCUGCCCUGCUGAGAAAUUCAUUAGGGUUGUGGUGACCAAGGAGAUCAAAGGGUCCCAAUAUGGAGUGCAGAUUGAGAGUGCUGUGAGGGACAGAUUGGCAGCUGAUGACAAAUAUGAGGAAGAGGAGAAUGUACGAUAUAUAAGUGUGCAAUGGGUGGUUCCACUACUGAGACAUUUUGUGAUGAAAUCUCACACGUGCUAAGAUUGUGUUUACACAUUGGAGAACUUUGGGAAGAAUGAACAACCAUCCAAGUAUGGAGAUGCAAAGUCUACUAGGGCGAUCAUGUCGGUUGAACUUAAGAAACUGAUUGAAGCGAAUCCAUUACAGUGAUAAAUUGCAGUUCCCAAAUCGUAAGUGUUCGACGCUAUAGACUCUCAUUAACCAAGGGUAAUUACUCUGAAACUACGACUUCAGUUAUAUAAGAUUAGCUGUGCACUUCAUUGUGACUUAUGGAUGUUGUUGCAUAUACUGGUAUUGCUCUAAUGAUUCCACGUAGCGAAUGAGUGCUUUUGUUUUCUGUUGCAUUCAGAAUGAGAAUUUCAUCAAGUUGAUAGCACUAGCGAAUGAGUUUAUCGUUUACAUACAUUGUCUAUAUGGCUAU